Molecule: messenger RNA, 681 nt
Organism: Penicillium brevicompactum
Lineage: Eukaryota; Fungi; Ascomycota; Eurotiomycetes; Eurotiales; Aspergillaceae
Gene: maiA
Product: maleylacetoacetate isomerase MaiA
Exons: 1
Coding region: 1-681 (226 amino acids)
Biological process (GO): glutathione metabolic process; L-phenylalanine catabolic process
Cellular component (GO): mitochondrion; cytoplasm
Molecular function (GO): glutathione transferase activity; maleylacetoacetate isomerase activity
Source: RefSeq, a predicted model, not a curated record
AUGACAGAGACAGUGACUCUCCAUACCUACUUCCGAUCCUCCUGCUCCGCACGGCUGCGUAUUGCCCUGCAUCUCAAGAAGAUCCCUUUCAAGCCAGUUUACGUGAACUUGUUGAAGGGCGAGCAGUCAUCCCCAGCCCAUCUAUCCAUCAACCCAUCAGGCACCGUUCCCACACUCGUCGUCCAGCGUGACUCCAAAGACCCGGUCGUAAUAACUCAGUCACUUGCGGCCCUGGAAUACCUGGAGGAUGCAUUCCCAGACAAGGGCCCAGCUCUGUUGCCUCCGACUUCGGAUCCGGAGCGUCGCGCACUUGUGCGCACACUAUCACAGAUCAUCGGAUGUGAUAUUCAGCCAGUCACAAAUUUGAGGAUCCUCAAGCGAGUUGCGCCCCUGGGUGCUGACCGAGCAGGUUGGUCCAAGGAUUUGAUCGAAGAUGGAUUAAGGGCUUAUGAGGCUAUUGUUGCCAAAUCCGCGGGCAAGUUCAGUGUCGGGGAUCAGAUUACUAUCGCUGAUUUGUGUUUGAUUCCUGCUGCUUGGGGCGCUGAGAGAGUUGGUGUUGAUUUGAGGACAUUUCCGGUGACAAGUUCAAUUGUGAAGAACUUGGAAGAAGAGGAGGCUGUCAAGUUGGGUCAUUGGACGACUCAAGAUGAUACACCAGAGGAAUUGCGGGUUGUGGGUUAG